Messenger RNA from Zingiber officinale, 1728 nucleotides. Its product is annotated as probable diaminopimelate decarboxylase, chloroplastic. Lineage: Eukaryota; Viridiplantae; Streptophyta; Magnoliopsida; Zingiberales; Zingiberaceae. Gene Ontology annotation, molecular function: diaminopimelate decarboxylase activity. Gene Ontology annotation, cellular component: chloroplast. Bases 44 to 1486 code for a protein of 480 amino acids. The transcript is spliced from 8 exons. The record is from RefSeq and is a predicted model, not a curated record.
UGGCGUUAAGCUUCCUUUGCUCUGUUGAACGACACGAUUCGCAAUGGCGGCGGCGCAGCUCUUCUCCCGCGCUUCCAUUUCCCCACAAAUCCCUCACAAGCCCACUGCCGCGGCACUCUCCCUUUAUCCAUCACUACGGUUCCCAGCUUUCCCCCGGUUGAAAACCCUCGCUUUGAGGGCAGUCAGUUCCCAAGCCCCCCGCGCUGCCGAAGCGACGGAGUUCCGCCAUUGCUUCUCCAAGGGAGAGGAUGGAUUCCUCUACUGCGACGGCGUCCGUGUCCAGGAUGUCAUGGAGGGGGUCGAGAGGAGCCCCUUCUACCUCUACAGCAAGGAUCAGAUUACGAGAAACGUGGAGGCGUACAAGGAGGCUCUCCAGGGGCUGAGGUCCGUUGUUGGGUACGCCAUCAAGGCUAAUAACAAUCUCAAGAUAUUGGAACACCUCAGGGGAUUGGGCUGUGGCGCUGUGCUCGUCAGCGGGAACGAGCUCAGGCUUGCCUUAGCGGCUGGAUUUGAUCCGAAAAGGUGUAUAUUCAAUGGGAAUGGCAAGAUGCUGGAGGAUCUUGUUUUAGCUGCUGAAAAGGAAGUUUUUGUGAAUGUUGAUAGUGAGUUUGACUUGGAAAACAUUGUGACAGCGGCAAGAGUAGUAGGAAAGAGAGUGCCUGUUCUACUUAGAAUCAAUCCAGAUGUAGAUCCACAGGUACAUCCUUAUGUUGCCACUGGAAAUAAGACAUCCAAAUUUGGUAUCCGAAAUGAGAAACUUCAAUGGUUUCUUGAUGCUGUCAAGACACAUUCAAGUGAAAUUAAUCUUGUAGGAGUUCAUUGCCAUCUUGGGUCGACUAUUACAAAGGUGGAUAUAUUUAGAGAUGCUGCUGUUCUGAUGGUGAAUUUCAUUGAUCAAAUCCGAGCACAAGGCUUCCAGUUGGAGUACUUGAAUAUUGGAGGCGGUCUUGGAAUUGAUUACCAUCAUACCGGUGCAGUCCUUCCUACACCUAUGGAUCUCAUAAACACUGUGAGAGAGCUGGUUCUUUCCCGUGAUCUUACUCUCAUCAUUGAACCGGGGAGAUCACUGAUCGCCAAUACUUGCUGCUUGGUUAACAAGGUGACUGGUGUUAAAACUAAUGGCACAAAAAACUUUAUAGUGAUUGACGGAAGCAUGGCAGAGCUCAUCCGACCUAGUCUCUAUGGAGCAUACCAGCACAUAGAUCUGGUUUCUCCACCAGCUGCUGAUGCACACGUUGCAACCUUCGACGUGGUGGGGCCCGUGUGCGAGUCUGCAGACUUUCUGGGCAAAGACAGAGAGCUACCAACACCAGCUAAGGGAACUGGUUUAGUUGUUCACGAUGCUGGUGCAUAUUGCAUGAGCAUGGCUUCAACUUACAACCUCAAACUUCGCCCACCUGAGUAUUGGGUGGACAAUGGAUCUGUGGUGAAAAUUAGGCAUGGAGAGAAGAUGGAAGACUUCACGAGGUUCUUUGAUGGGCUUUAAGUUGUCAAACAAAGUAUGCUUUGCUAGGUUUCCUUUGUACUUUCUAUUUGCUGUGCUGUGUCGGAAUUAUUAUGCAUUUGACUUAAGUUGAGAUCAUGGUUUUUCAUGUAUCUCACACCCUCUUGAGAGUCAGAAAGAGGAAGGAGAUGGUUAAUUAGGUUAGGUUCCACGAAAAUGAAUAAAAUUGUUAGAUGACUAGAUGUGUUUUCUUCCCUCUAAAAAAUUGAGUUUGUUAGGCAUAA